UCCUCUUUCUCAGAUUCCAUGGCAAUCUACAGAGGGGGAGAUUCCAGACGCCUGUAACGUGAACUGUAUAGUCCCGUCAGUAUCCGGAUACGUUUUCUAGGCACCUGUGGAGUUGGCCAUCCUUUCGGAUUAUCGAAGUGUUCUGGGCUCUGUUGUAUUUGUGAUCUGCCUCGUGCUGGUCCUGCAGACAUUUUGCCAGUCAAUGGCUCUGAUGGACAAACACAAAGUCAAACGACAGAGGCUGGACCGCAUCUGUGAAGGCAUUCGUCCCCCAAUCCUGAAUGGACCGAUGCACCCACGCCCGCUAGUAGCCCUGUUAGAUGGGCGGGAUUGUACUGUUGAAAUGCCUGUUUUGAAGGAUGUGGCCACAGUGGCUUUCUGCGAUGCCCAGUCUACCCAAGAAAUUCAUGAAAAGGUACUGAAUGAGGCAGUUGGUGCAUUGCUCUACCAUACAAUCACACUCUCAAGAGACGAUCUUGAAAAAUUCAAGGGUCUUCGGGUUAUUGUAAGAAUUGGGAGUGGUUUUGACAACGUGGACAUCAAAGCAGCGGCUGAGUUGGGUAUUGCAGUGUGCAAUGUUCCGGCCUCUUCAGUAGAAGAGACAGCAGACACAUCCAUGUGUUUAAUCCUGAACUUGUACCGCCGCGUGACAUGGAUGCACCAGGCUUUGCGAGAGGGCACCCGGGCUGCCAGUGUAGAGCAGAUAAGAGAGGUGGCUGGUGGAGCUGCUCGUAUCAGAGGGGAGACUUUAGGCAUCAUUGGUCUGGGCCGGGUGGGUCAAGCAGUGGCUUUGCGGGCAAAGGCCUUUGGGUUUGGGGUAAUCUUUUAUGACCCAUACCUCCCUGAUGGAAUUGAACGAUCCCUGGGUCUUCAACGUAUGGCCACCCUACAGGAUCUUCUCAUCCACUCAGACUGUGUGUCUCUGCACUGCAGCUUGAAUGAGCACAACCACCACCUCAUCAAUGACUUCACUAUUAAACAAAUGCGACAGGGUGCAUUCCUGGUGAACACGGCAAGGGGGGGAUUAGUGGAUGAGAAGGCCUUGGCUCAAGCCCUAAAGGAGGGAAGGAUACGUGGAGCAGCCCUUGAUGUCCACGAGACGGAGCCCUUCAGUUUUUCACAGGGUCCACUGAAGGAUGCACCUAAUCUGAUCUGCACUCCCCAUACAUCCUGGUACAGUGAACAAGCCUCUAUUGAGGCACGAGAAGAAGCAGCCCGAGAGAUGAGGCGUGCCAUCACAGGGCGCAUCCCAGACAGCUUGAAAAAUUGUGUGAACAAGGAGUAUCUGAUGACUGCCUCCCAAUGGACAGGCAUGGAGGCCUCCACUGUGCAUCCAGAAGUAAAUGGAGCUGCAGCUUACAGGUUUCCAGCUGGGCUGAUCAGUGUAGCAACAGGAGGACUGCCAGGUUCAGGCACUGGUGUAGAGAGUCUAGUAGCCUCCUCUCUACCCAUGGCCCAUGGAAUCACCCCUGUUACCCAGCUCCCUCACACCCCGUCACCAGGGCAACCCACUAAAGCGGAGUCUGACCGAGACAACCCAUCUGACCAAUAGCAACUUUUUAACUACAUUCCAUCAGCCAAGGCAAUUAAUAUACCCUUUUGUCACCCAACAAACUUUUCCUCCUCUCCCAACGGCGAGUCUCACUUAUUUUCCCUAUUCAAGGUGCAUAAGGCAACAAAAUCUACUGGAAGUUACUCAAAUUCAUUUCCCCAUUCUUUUUGUUUUGGUUUUUCAUGUUCUCGAUCUUCAUUUUUUUUAAUCCUUUUCUUUCCAAUCCCCCUUUCGAGCAAUAAGUCUUUUUAAAGACUCUGUAAUCUUAUUUACACAUUAGCUUGGUGAGCUUUAAUGAACACUUACCCUUGAAACCUUACUGAAUUAUUGGUAGUUGGAUUUUUUACAGUGUUUCCUAUGCCAUUUCUGAACCUUAUUCUACCCCUGCAUGGUUUUGACCAUUCAUAACCCUUGUGUCCCCUCCAAGACUCCAUUUUGGGAUGGUUCCUACUGCUCUGCCAGAAUUUACUUUGUGUUUUUGAGUACUUUUUUCUAUCAGCGAUUUCUGAAAUGAUCUGCCAUUGACAUUAUGUUCCAAGUCCUGUAACGUGUUUGGUGUGAUAUGUGCCUUUUGUCACCUACUGAAGGUCCGUUCUCUCAAUGCAUUUAUGCUAAGGAGAUUCAAGACUUCAGAUUCAAGGUAGACUUGCAAAACCUUUUAAUUGAAUUCAUGACUUCAUAUCUGAGAACCUCAAAUUAUCAACUUACUUUUCAAGUAAUGGGUUUCACACUCAGCAAAGAACUGAAGUAGAAAUCUGUUGUCAGAGUGUCAGUCUGCUAAUAAUCACUGUGAUUGCCACCAGCUGUGUAACUGUUCUGAAACAUGAUGUAGACUUGGUUCACAGUGUCUAACAUUAGCUCUGAGUUUCUUACAAAGCAUUCUAAUACAAGAAGUAGGCAAGCUGUAGACUUGGAUGGGUAUACUACUGAAGAAUAUGAUUGAGGAAGGCAGAAAGUUUCUCCCACAGGAGUUUUGAAGCUGGAUUUUUAAUUGCUUUUGAAUUGCUUUCAACACUGUACAAAUGUCCUCCCUAUUUUGCAGUUGUGUGCCCCUUCCGAAUUUAUUUUCAGUCUGAUUGUCUUUCCCCUUCCAAAGAGGCCUUCUCUUGUUGACAGCCAUGUCCUUAUCAGCCUUAGGUGUCCUCAAACACUGUUUUCUCUCACCUGUACCUCCAAAAGACAUAAUUGUAAAUCUUGUGUUUCAAGAUGAGCAUGACUGUUCUAUAGAUUUUGGUUCAACCAGCAGGUAGAGCUGUUCUAAAAUUUGCAGUUCCAUUUUUUUUUUUUGAAGUAAUGUCAUUCAAGCCUGAUUUGAGAUCAGUGACUUUCCAAGUAUUGAGGUUUUUGUGUUUGUAGUGACGUAGCAUUCUGAUCCUGACAUCUGCUUGUGGUCAUAGUCAAUGCUGUCUACCUUCUAAAGUUGAUUUAACAGAGUUUUCAAUGAGGAUUGCUCUUUGGAAUUUAUCCACAAUAUCCAUCCAUUUUCCGUGUAGAUUUUCCAUAUGUAAGAUUUUUGUAAGUUACAGGUGAUUAUGGGAUGGCCAUACCAACUCUCACUGAGCUAGAAGUCUGAAACAUAAAGGCCACAAAGCUAUUUUGUGCAUAUUUGAAUAUAUUGUGUUUUAUCAAAUGUAAAAGCUUAUCACAUCUGGUCAUGCCUUGUAACCCUGAAUGGACAAUGUUCAUCAUGUCUUUCCCAGUAUGCAUAACACAUUUUUGCUCACUGACAAAUUCCACUUCCCAAAGGAGAAUUUUCCCUCAUGGUCCUAACCUGCACUCUCAAACUUGUUCUGUGUCAGUGGAAUAACUUGUUAGUACCUCAUUAACAGAUAUUGAAUGUAUGCUUGAAAUCCUCUCUUUUGUAUGAAUACUCUUUUAGGGUUUGGAAUAGCUAGAUCUCUCCUGUGUGACCAGGUGGUAUGUGGAAGUAUUGCAUUUUUUCCCCCAGAAGAUUUGAACAUCUUAACACUUAAGUGUACCGUUCUCAGGCUUCUUGUCAGUCUUCAGACUAAUUUCUUCUUUUUUUUUUUUUUUUUACUGAAUAGCCUACAUGUAGGAUUACCAAAAGCACAAUGCUUUUGUCCUAUUAAUUUCCUGUAUGCAUCAUUGCGAUGUAGUGAUAUAUUUUAUAGAUUGACAGUUGACUGGGAUUCAGGAUGUUUGAUGUUUUAUCAAUAUAUGAUGGAAAAAUGUUAUUUUUUUGCAAGAUGAAAUGUUGCAUGCUAACUAAAAAGGGUUUUAUUGGAAAGUUAUGACAUCCAUACACUGUUGGCUUUGAAGGCUGUAGUACUAGUAAACCAGCCCAAGGAGUUGUAUGGUGGCUGAUGUAUGGGAGUCCUCCCUGAUUUGACAAGUGAGUUGUUGAGAAGCCUCAUACUUCCAUGAUCCAUGAGGGUCAUUAAAGACGGUGUGUCUCAUAGUGUACGGAAAUAUUACAAGAUAUGAAUUCUUGGAUGCAUGCUCUUGGUCACAUUUGACCUUCACUCAUCAUUUUCAUAUGGCUAUAUGGAGUCUUUGGGCACCCUGUGUAUGUAUUGUAUUUUCUAGCUGUGUUUCAGUUUAUUAGAUCAAUUUAUGUAUAUUUUCCUACUUAUCUCAUUACUUUAUUUGGUCUUGGGCAUAAUUGUGGUCUUUCUAGCAACUGAUUUGGCUUUGUGAUCAUCUGUACACUACAUGUUUGUUGAACCCUGUCUCCUUAUGUUAUCAUUGUUAUACAUGUUGUACAGAAACAUUUCAUAAAUGUCCAUUUUCAGACUUUAUUUCCCUACAAGCCAGGUCUACAUUGCAGCCUGCCAUUUAGUUUAUCCACCAGGAAGCCCUGUUUCUUUUCUUCUGUGUUCCCAUCGAAAGUCAUGUAGCUUAUCACUGCCUUAGCACUCAAAUUGACAAUAGCUUGAAGGAGAGAUGCUUAUUUGAGAACUCUUCAUAUGAAAGAUAACUAGUUUCACACAUAUCACAGAGGUAACCUGGUCUUUAGUAAUGUGCACGGCCGCAAAGGCUUCAUCAAAACUUACUAGUCACCAAAGCUGUAUAGCUGAUACAAAAGUGGUUUAUGAAUGGGGGUAAAAAGGGACAGCAAGGAUGGAUAUGGACUCAGAAAAUCACUUUUCUCUCAGGGUCUAAAUGCAAGCGAAUUCUACAGUUAUACCAUUUUCCCCAAUGUUGUUUUUUUCCUGUUUGUUGUGCUCCUACAAGUUAUAGACUAUUUGAAACAAAUUGAGGUAACUGUUGACAUUUUGAAGUGUAUUUUCACAACGUGUGAACAAGUUUCCCCCUUUGUCAUUUCUAUUAUUCCCUACACCUUUUUGUUGUGGAUUUAAAGCAUUUCCUUUCAUCUUGAUAUAAAGAGUUCCUGUAACUAGGCUCUUCAGCUUUACUUUGGUUUUGUUUACUUUUUUAAUAGAAACAAUCAUGUUUGUGAUGGUUACUUCGACAAAGUAUUUUAAUAAAAUUAAAAAGAAGAAAGAA
Messenger RNA from Sardina pilchardus (European sardine), 5020 nucleotides. Its product is annotated as C-terminal-binding protein 2-like. The transcript is spliced from 10 exons. Gene Ontology annotation, cellular component: nucleus. The record is from RefSeq and is a predicted model, not a curated record. Lineage: Eukaryota; Metazoa; Chordata; Actinopteri; Clupeiformes; Clupeidae. Gene Ontology annotation, molecular function: NAD binding; transcription coregulator binding; DNA-binding transcription factor binding. Gene Ontology annotation, biological process: regulation of transcription by RNA polymerase II. The coding region runs from base 203 to 1552 and encodes 449 amino acids.